AUGUCGGACGACGACCGCAUGUCGCUGACGACGGCGGUGAGCGACGAAGACGACGCGGAGAGCGUGCACAACUCGCCGUUCCUGUCGGUGAAGAAGUGGCUGCUGCGCAAGAAGCACCAGAUCGAGCUGGCGCGCAAGCGCGGCUGGAAGGGCUACUGGGUGUGCCUCAAGGGCACCACGCUGCUCUUCUACCCGUGCGACAGCCGCGAGGGCCGGUCGGUGGAGGCGGCGCCCAAACACCUCAUCAUCGUGGACGGCGCCAUCAUGCAGCCCAUCCCCGAGCACCCCAAGCGCGACUACAUCUUCUGCCUCAGCACGGCCUUCGGGGACGCAUACCUCUUCCAGGCGCCCUGCCAGGUGGAGCUGGAAAACUGGGUAAACAGCAUCCACUCGGCGUGCGCUGCAGCCUUCGCGCGCCACCGCGGGAAAACUGGCACACUACACCUGCUGCAGGAGGAGAUCUUCCGCCUGGAGAAGGCUAUCGAGUCGGACCACAAGCUGAAGCACAUGGCGGACCUGCAGCAGUCGGUGGUGUCGGACCCCGAGACGAAGGCGCAGAUCAACGGGCAGAUCGUGCAGUGGGAGGAGAACCUGGAGCGGCUGCACUGCGAGCAGUUCCGGCUGCGCUGCUACAUGGCCAGCCUGCAGAGCGGCGAGCUGCCUAACCCCAAGUCGCUGCUCACGCACGUGUCGCGCGCCACCAAGAACACGCUCAACAAGCUGGGCGUGUUCACCGUGUCGUCGUUCCACGCGUUCAUCUGCGCGCGCAGCCCGUCGCUGCUGAACAACCUGCUGGCCGGGCGCGGCGCCACCAAGCGCCGGCCGCCCGCGCUGUCGCGCUCCAACAGCGGCUCCUCGCGGCGCUCGCUGCAGCUGGGCGCGCGCGGCGACGGCGACGACAAGGCCGUCAAGGUGGCGCUCCCCGACGGCCAGAGUGCCCAUGUGUACUUGCGCGACGCGCUGUCUGUGGAGGAGUUCUUAGCCAGUGCCUGUGGCCGCAAGAGCCUCAACCCUAUGGAGCACUUUGUGCGUGUGAAGAAGCGCCGCGACAUGGAAGACCACAACUAUUUCGUGCCUCAUCGGACGGACCUCAUCGAGACAUACGUUUGCGCCAAAAUUCUCUACCAAGUGGAGCUUCAAAGGACUACGCUGGAGCAGAUGUGGGGAUUCUCCGUGGAGGCGGAGCUCAUCGAGAAUGCAGACCGCCAGGACGAGCUGUGCUGCUAUGUGAGCCGCGUCGAAGACAAGAGUGUUGCGAUGCAGAAUGGUAUCAUCAAGGGCGACGAGAUCAUGGUGAUCAACGGAGCCAUCGUGAGCGACCUGGACAUGAUGUACUUGGAGAGCGUGCUGCAGGAGGAGCUGGCGCUGUGCAUGAUGAUGCGUUCCUCGCGCACGGAGCCGCCCGACCUGGCUGGCAUCAUGCGCGCCACGGACGACAUCAUCGACAGCUUAGUCUGUCCCCCACCCCCGUCCGAGCCGCCCAUCAUCAGCGAGGAGAUGAUCUCGGGCCUCAUAGUGCCGGCUCCCGGAUGGAGCAAAGAGCUGUAUUCGCCCGAGGCGGAGACUUCUCCUGCUCCUUCUAGUGACACCCCCAAGGCCACCUCCCGCACCAACAGCUUCGAGAUCGAGAACCUGCUGAAGACGGCGGAGCAGGUGACGGGCUUCUGUCGCUCGCCCGGGGAGACGCCGCGCCGGGGCAGCCCCACGGGCAGCGUGGCCAGCGCCCACUCGGCGCACUCGGCGCAGUCGGCGCAGGCGCAGGCCGCGCUGCUCACGCCCUCGCGGCAGCUCUCCGACGCAGAGAAGCUGCGUAAGGUGGUUUUGGAGCUGGUGGACACGGAGCGCGCCUACGUGCGUCAUCUGAACAACCUGUUGGAGAACUACUUGGAGCCGCUAAAGCGGGAGACGUUCCUUUCCAACGCGGAGAUCAACGCGCUCUUCGGAAACAUCCAGGAGAUCAACGUGCUGUUCUCGGUGGGGAGCGCCUUCCUGUACUACGUGAACCACUUCAAGCUGUACAGCUCGUUCUGCGCCAGCCACUCCAAGGCGCAGAAGGUGCUGCACCCCAACGAGGGCAACCAGGCGCUGCAGGAGUUCCUGGCGGCGCGCAACCCGCGCCAGCAACACUCGUCCACGCUCGAGUCCUACCUCAUCAAGCCCAUCCAGCGCAUCCUUAAGUACCCGCUGCUGCUGCAGCAGCUGCGCAACCUGACGGAGCCGCAGGCGGACGAGCACCAGCACCUGGUGGAGGCGCUGCAGGGCAUGGAGAAGCCGAUCGACCUAAGCCCCGGCGACCUGCUGUACUAUGGCGGCGUGGAGUGGCUGAACAUCUCCGACUUCCUGGGCAAGAUCAAGAAGGGGCUGGAGCUGCACGCCAUGUGCUUCGUGUUCAAAUCGGCCGUGGUGUUCCUGUGCAAGGAGCGCCUGCGCCAGAAGAAGAAGCUGAUGGGCGUGGCCAGCAAGGGCAGCGCCAGCGAGGUGGAGAUCAUCCGCUACCAGGUGCUCAUCCCGGUGACGGAGGUGCAGGUGCGCGCGUCCUCGGCCAAGGACAUGGACUCGCACUUCCUCUGGGAGCUCAUCCACCUGCGCAGCCAGCUGCAGCGCCGCUCCGAGAAGGGCGAGGAGGAGGCGGCGGCGGCGGGGCCGGGCGGUGGCGGCGGCGCCAAGGGCAAGUCGGGCACGCUCGGCCGCACGCCCAACCACCUCACGCUCAGCACCACGUCCACGCUCUCCGCCGGCAGCACCGGCAGCCAGGCGCGCCUCAUCCAGUCGUCGCAGCAGCCGGAGCACUACCAGCCGCCGCCCGUCAAGGAUUUGGUGAAUGAUAAAAGCAAGGAAAUGAUAAAUCACAAAUUAUUUUUCAUGCAAUAUAUGAGUAUCCAAAUCGUAAACCAGAGGGCUCCACAAGUUCGUCUCAUGAACCCAGCUCGUCGUCAUCAACAGGCGCUCAGCUCCCAUGAAGAAUAUAAUAUGCUCACAUUGUUGGCUGUGAGGAUUUUAUUAUUAUUUGUCAGAUAUUAUUUAUAUUUGAUUUCUCAUGAAUUGUGUGAAAUGAGAGAGCCUGAAAAUGAUUAUGAGUUAGAGUAA
This is a messenger RNA of Gryllus bimaculatus (two-spotted cricket), 3087 nucleotides long. Lineage: Eukaryota; Metazoa; Arthropoda; Insecta; Orthoptera; Gryllidae. The record is from the annotation of a GenBank genome assembly.